Molecule: messenger RNA, 1579 nt
Organism: Lucilia cuprina (Australian sheep blowfly)
Lineage: Eukaryota; Metazoa; Arthropoda; Insecta; Diptera; Calliphoridae
Gene: Fitm
Product: acyl-coenzyme A diphosphatase FITM2
Exons: 2
Coding region: 278-1468 (396 amino acids)
Biological process (GO): lipid droplet organization; phospholipid biosynthetic process; lipid storage
Cellular component (GO): endoplasmic reticulum membrane
Source: RefSeq, a predicted model, not a curated record
AAGACGAAAAAGUUAUAAAAUAAUGUAAUUUUAAACAACGAUUAAAUAAACAAAUGAAUUAUAAUAACAAAUAAUAGACUUUGAUUUAGAAAAUAUACAUAACAAAUAUAUAAAUCUACGUGUUCUUUCUUUGCUGGUCAACUAGUUGAACUUUGACUUAAAAUAUUAAAACAUCUUUGAUGAACUUUUCACUUUCACUUUUUACGUUAACAAAACUAUAAUUGCUAAAUCACCCAAAAAAUCUAAUAAACAAACGAAACGUACAAAAUCCGGUAAAAUGGCCACUAAAAGAAAACCCAUACGACCCAAUGUGUAUACGGGGCCACAAAUGAAUUUUCGCGGGGGACCCGAUGUAACUAGAUCUGAAGCCAAAGGUACACGUCCCACUGCUCCUCCCACAAGCAUUAGGGAAAUAAUGGUCAUGAUGAUAAUGCACAUUUGUAAAAAGACCAUUUUCUUUGAUACGAAUCUUAAGGUGGCUUUGUAUUUGGGCAGUUUGUUUAUAAUAUCAUUAAUUGGUGAUUUUAUACCAUUUCCCAAGACGUAUUUUGCCCGUUCGGAUAAUAUGUUUAAUGUUUAUUUUGUAAAAAUUGGUUGGGGUUGGACUCUAUUGUUUUCGGUGCCAUUUGUGGUGAUGACUUCAUAUACACUGUGCUGCGGUGACAUGAAGAAGUUAUUGCGUCAUCAUAUCCCACGUAUUGCUAUUGCUACAUUCUUUUGGUUUUUCUGGACGAAGUUGUUUAAUGUUAUCGAGACGUCAUAUGGAAAAUGUACAGUUAAAGGUUUUUCUACCAAAUCAAGUUGUCUUCGAGCUGGUCACUUAUGGAAUGGAUUCGAUAUAUCUGGUCAUGCUUUUAUACUUAUACACUCGAGUCUAGUACUAAUCGAAGAAGCUAGACCCAUUAUUAAAUGGGAAGCUAUUAAAGAACAUUUACGCAAUGAACUACAUGAUCGUUCUAUAGCCGAAACAUCAAGCACAAAUCCUCUACGUAAUCUUAACGAUGAACAAAUGCGUAAUUUGAAAUUUCUUUAUGAACGUCUAACACCCAUAAUACGCACUUUAUUCAUUGGUAUGGCUGCCUUGCAAUUAUUAUGGGAUGUAAUGCUGGUGGGCACUAUGCUCUACUAUCAUCGUAUGAUUGAAAAGUUUAUUAGUGGUAUUAUUGCUAUUUUCACUUGGUAUUUUACUUAUCGCUUUUGGUAUCGUUCGUCAGUAUUACCGGAUCCUGCCGGAAGUGGUGAAUUUUUCUAUCAAAAGGAGAAUAAAGAUGCAUUUGUUUUUAGACGUCAAAAUAGCAUGACAUCAAUGCCGAAUGCCAAUGUACCAUCGACAAGUAGUGGUUUUAGAAGUGCUGCCAGCUGUGGUAGCAGUCAAGCACAAGUACCUAAAUUUAUGGGUAUGCCACUUUACACAAGUCCCAAAGCAGCUAGUUCUCUCAUUACCAGCUCAAAUGGUAAUGAUAGAUAGAUCAAUGUACAUAUUGAUCAUUGAAGAUAUUAGUGAAAAUUAUAUAUUAUGUGUUGGGUAAUAAAGUUGAAGGUGUUAAUAUUUUUUUAUAUACCAAAUUUUUAAAAUUUC